UUGUGCUUCCUGCAGGAGGAGAAGGAGCAGCUGAUCGAGUACCGCAGCACGGUGGCGAGCCUGGUGGGCCGGGCCAAGACGGUGGUGCAGCUCCGCCCUCGCAGCGCCGACUUCAGCCUGGCAGCCACGACGCCCAUCAGAGCCAUCUGCGACUACCGGCAGAUCGAGACAAACGUUCAGAUCACGAUCAGUCGAGGAGAGGAGUGUGUGCUGGAGGACAACUCUCAGCGGACCAAGUGGAAGGUGAUCAGUCCGACGGGGAACGAGGCCAUGGUUCCCUCGGUGUGUUUCAGCGUCCCUCCUCCCAACCAGGAGGCCAUCGACACGGCCGGCAGGACAGAGCAGUUGUACCAGAAGGUCAUGUCUCUGUGGCAUCAGCUCCACGUCAACAUGAAGAGUGUGGUGUCGUGGCAUUACCUGCUCAAAGACAUCAGGACUGUAUCCGGAUGGAGCCUGGACACGGUUCGUUGUCAGUCUCCGUCAGAGCGACAACACGUCCUGGAUCACCUGGAGACCCAGCUGGCCGACUUUCUGUCAGACAGCAAGGAGAGCUCUCUGUUCACGACAGUCGAAAGACGAGAGCUGGAGAAGGACGUUCAGCAGGCCCAGCAGCACUGCCAGGACCUGCUGCUCAACAUGGAGACCGUGGAGAAGGACGAGUCGGUGUCUCGGUCGUACCUGUCCGAGCUGCAGAACGUCACCCUUCGUCUGAACGAGGCCGAGCAGAGGCUGAUGAGGGGGAUUGAGACUCCGCCCCCCAGCCGGCUGUCAGGUGACAGCACUGACAACGCCGUCCGGAUAGCCGAGCAAGAGAAGCUGCAGUCGGAGCUGGACGCUCUGCGCUCCAGUGUCGGUGAUGUGUCUCGUCGCUGCGUCAGUUUUUUCGAGGAGAAGCCGACGUCCUCCAGCGUUCCUGCCCUCCGAUCUGAGCUCAGCCUGGCUGUGGAGAAGAUGGAUAAACUGCACAACCUCUCGUCUGUCUACCUCAAAAAGCUGAAGACAGUAGACGUCCUGAUUCACAGCCUGGAUGAAGCAGAAAGUCAAGUCAGGAAGUACGAGAGCAAACUAAGUGAAGAAGACAUCGUUCCUGCCGACACAACAGCCAUUCAAAACCUCAGAGAUCAACUCGGGAAGUGGCAGGCGGAGCUCUCUGAGCAGGAGGGCAUCUUCCAGUCGCUGCAGGCCGAGGUGGGUCGGGCCAAAGAGGCGGGUUCUCAGCUCAGCAGGCUCCAUCCAGACCGAAGCCCCGAGCUGGAGCGCUACCAGGAGAAAGCCAAUCAGAUGGCGGAGAGGUGGAGCGGAAUCAAAAGACAGAUGGAGACACGACGGUCUGAUCUGGAAGGUCUGGGCUCGGCACUGCAGCAGUACAGAGACGGACACUCUGCUCUGAUUAAAUGGAUCGAAGAGACGACGGAGAGACAAGAGAACACGCAACCUGGACAGAGUGACAGCAAAGCGCUGUCUGAACAACUGGCCCAGCAGACGGCAUUAGUAGCUGAGAUCGAACAGAACCAGACCAAACUAGACGAGUGCCAGACUCACUCCAAACAGUACUGCACCUCAGUGAAGGACUAUGAGCUGCAGCUGAUGACAUACAGAGCCUUUGUAGAGUCGACGCACAAAUCGCCUGUCAAGAGGAGGAGGAUGCACUCCUCCUCUGACGCCAUCACUCAGGAGUUUAUGGACUUACGCACACGCUACACAGCCUUGGUCACCUUGACAACGCAGCAUGUAAAGUACAUCAGUGAUGCUCUGAGAAGACUGGAGGAAGAAGAGAAAGAGGUGGAGGAGGAGAGGCAGGCCAGGGUGGGUCAGGUGUCGGACCUCCUCGGCUGGGUCAAAGGCCUCCAGGGUCGGACUGGAGGACCCAACGCUGAGUCCUCCCUGGCUGCUCAACAGGCCAUCAGCGAGCAACUGGCAGCCAAGAAAGAUCAGGUGGCCGAAGCUAUACGGAGCACGCAGGUCUUCCUUCUGUCCAAACAGGCGGGCAAGUUGUCUCCGGAGGAACGAGCUCACGUGGAGGCUCAGCUGAACGAGCUGACGGCCACCUACAACCAGCUGUGCGACAGCUCCACCCAACAGCUGCAGCAGCUGGAGCAGCAACUGGCCAAAGAAGAGGAAAGAAAGAACCAAAUUGCCAUUGGUGGAGUGAUCGACCUGGGAACAGUGGAAACAUUCCCAGUGUUCCAAGCAGCCCGACGUGGUCUGAUUGACCAAGACACCUGCCAUGUGAUGCUGGAGGCCCAGCUCAUCAUGGGUGGGCUCAUCCAGCCAGACUCCCCUGCCAGUCUUUCAUUGGAACAAGGUCUAACUCAAGGCCUCAUAGACACCCACACCAGACAGUCCCUUUCUGAGCUCGAGAGUGCUUUGUGUUCGAGCGAGGAGGAGGAGAAAUCUGAAGUGAAGGUUUCCGUCUCUCAGCAACCAGAACAACCAGAGAGCUGUCAAGAGGGAAAGAAAAGCACAGAGCGAGAACUGCCUCAGAAAUCAACUUUAGCAGAUGAAGAGAAAGCAGCCUUGAUACUGAAAGCCAAAGAGAGUAUUCUCAAAAAGGUGUUUGAAAAGGGAGUGAGCGAGAAGCAGGCUGCUGAGGAGCUGGAGGCUCUGCGCAAAGAGGUGGGGAAGAAGGAAGGUCAAGGAAAACCUCUGCAUGCUAUGGUUGAUGCAGUGGAGAGUCAUGCGGUCAGAGAUGAUGGAGUGAAGAGAUCAAAUGGUUCACCAAAAGAUAGUAAACAAGAGAUGAGUGUCAACGUAGAAAAAACUGCACUGACAGAGGUCAACGAUAAAACUGCAGUGGACAAACCUUUGAUCGAGGAGAAAGUUGAGGCCAAACUGUUGGAGGCUUCUUCAAAGGAGAUGGAAGGGAGCAAGAGUUCUGAAAAGGAAGACGUGCAAAAAGAUGUUCAGAAAGUUCCAUCAGUCCAACCUAAAGAAACUCAGCCAAGUAAACAAAGUAAGAAGAGCAAGAAGUCCAAGAUUGCAAAACUGGCAGACAAAGUUGAGCCUAAUGCUGAAAAGUUAUUGACUGAUAAAAAAGUAGCUUCUGAGGUAAAAGCAACAGAAAUUACCGCAAAAACCACCACAGCAAAACCAGAAAGCUCAGAUUUGCCGAAGGAACAGAGGACGGACAGACAUUCUGAUGAUCAGUCAGCCAUCCUGCCUUCAGUUGGCGAUGAGGCUAAUGAGGUGGAGGCCUCUGCAAUUAAUAUUCAAGAAACUGAGACCACGACUGAUAAAAAAGUAGAAUCUGAGGUAGAAACAACAGAAAUUACCACAAAAUCCACUACAGCAAAGCCAGAUUUAGAAAUCUCAGAUUUGCCUAAGGAACAGAGGACGGACAGACAUUCUGAUGAUCAGUCAGCCAGUGACGCCAUCUUGCCUUCAGUUGGCGAUGAGGCUAAAGAGGUCGAGGCCUCUGCAAUUAAUAUUCAAGGAAAUGAGACCAUCACUGAUAAAACAGUAGAUUCUGAGGUAAAAGCAACAGAAAUUACCACACAAUCCCCAACAGCAAAACCAGAUUUCGAAACCUCAGAUUUGCCUAAGGAACAGAGGACGGACAGACGUUCUGAUGAUCAGUCAGCCAUCUUGCCUUCAGUUGGCGAUGAGACCAAUGAAGUGGAGGCCUCUGCAAUUAAUAUUCAAGGAACUGAGACCAUUAAACAAAGUUCACCAUAUUUACAUGAAACUCAGAAACCCAAAGCUGUUCAGGAACAGCUACAAGUGGCAGAAGCUACAUCUGUUGGGAAAGAAGAAGUCCAUUUGGAUACUAGAAGCGCUAGCAAAGACACUGAGGAUUCUCAGGAUACUGUAUACAAACUGGACAUCCAGCCCACAGCUAAGUCUAUGAUUCCCGGUCCACAGCCAGAUAAAUCAACUAGGAAAGCUAAAAAGAAGAAAAAGCUCCAACCUCCCGAAGUUGAAAGGACCAGUGCUCCCGAAUCUUUAAAAACCCAAAUGUCACACUUGGACUCUCCUGUGGCAACACCUUUGGUCCCUGAUACUGCUUCAUCUGAAUCAGAAUCACCUGGAAUACCUGGGUCUGAUACAGCCACCGAGAGCUGGGGAGAAGAAGAAGAUAAUGCCAGCAGGAGUCAAGAAACCGUGUCAAACAAAGACGACAAAACAUCCACAACUGGCAAGUCGUCAUUAUUGCGUCAGGAAUGCUUGGAGCAUGACCAGCGAAUCGUAGCUCUGGUCUCCAUGGUCAGACAUGUCGAGGUUCGACUGAAACAGCAGCAGCAGCAGUCUGUCGGUCGCAGCCUCAUCGCAUUGGACGACAUCAUCAGACAAACUGAGGCUCUGGACCUUGAACUGCGCGACUUGGAACCGGAGAUCAACAAAGAAGUCGAUGCUGCUGAGCAACUGCUGAAGCCAAAACCUAAAGAUGUUCCUCCACAGCUCCUAUUGGCUCUGGAGAAGGACGGGCGGAGCUUGGCUCGAGGAUACGAAGCCGCCAGAGCGCUUUCUGAGGGCAUAAUGCAAAGUCUACGAGACCACAGAGACUCUUAUAAGGACGCAGUAACAGCUGAGCAGAAGUCACUGGGACAACAAGUGGACAGUCUGCUGUCCUGGUUGAAGGAGACGGAGGCUCAGAUGGACAGAGGAAUGGAAAAAAUGGAGAAAGCAGACAAAGACGACAGUCAUGAUCAGCUCACUCAGCAGCUCAGUCUCUGCAAGGAGCUCCAGUCCUCCCUGAUGGCUCGCUCCAACGAGGUCAACAACGUGGCCUUUGACAUUCAGGUGUUCAUCUCGGAGCGGGCCCAGGACCUGGGGCCGGAGCAGAGCAGGCAGCUCCUGGGGCAGCUCCAGCAGCUGCAGAGGUCCUUCCACAGAGCGUCGGGUCGAGCCCAGGCCUGGUCCGAUGCUCUGUCUGCCCAGAGAGAGAGGGAGGGGGAGAGGCAGCGCAGGGAGAGGCUGAAGGAAGAGGAGAAGGACAGAGAGAGGCAGAGUGCCAGGGAGAGAGAGGUGGUUCAGCAGCAGAAAGCCGAGUGUUCUCAGAAACUAGAAGGCCUCAGCAUGUGGUUGGCUGGAGCAGCCAGUCUGCUGGCCAAUCAGAGAGGGGGAGCAGAGUCAGGUGAUGUGGACAUCCUGCAGGAGAAGCAGAAAAAACUAAAGGAAGUACAGAAGGACCUCCGGACUAAAGGUGAGGGCGUAGCUGAGGCCAUCCGGUCCGUGGAAGAGUUUCUGGCGGAGCGAGGAGAAAGUCUGAGCCCAGCGGAGAGGGAGAACCUGCAGGGGGCGCUAGCAAAAAUGAAGGAGCAGUACAGUGCACUGACAGAUUCAGCAAACACGUCGCUGUCGGAGCUCGACACCGCCAUCAACACAACUGUGCAGCAGAACACACAAAGGGCGAAGGCAGUGGAGGAGCUGCAGGAGACCCAAAGCCAGAUCGGCUCUCUGCUGAACGAGCUGUCUUCCCUGAACCAACCAGCCAGGAGAGGAGACGGAUCUGGAGCAGGACAAGACGUUGUUGAUGCUCCGUUUUCACAGCCAGAGGGCGCUGUAGUGUCACAUACUGGAAUGUUGCAGGCGGAGCUCCAGCAGCUGCAGGCUCAGCAGGCUCAGCUGCUGCAGAUCUCCCAGUCCACCCGCUCCCUGUUGGACCAGCCGGACUCGGCAGUUCCUCCAGAGGAGAAGCAGCGACUCCAAGCUUCCCUGGACCAGCUGCAGGCUCAGCACCAGGACAGGCUGCAGAGCUGCCAGGACCGUCUGAGGAAGUCUGAGGCUCUGAAGGACGAACUGACAAAGUUCCUGCAGGAACAUGGAAGUCUGGGCACCUGGCUGGAACAAAGCGAGCAGGAGCUGCGUUCUCUGGGGGAAGGAGAAACUGAUGCACAGGGACUGAAGGGCCGGCUGGAGGAGCACAGAAAGCUUGCUGAGGAUGUCAUUUGCCACAAAGCCGACCUGCGAUUCGUCUCCAUCUCCGGUCAGAAGGUUCUGGACUCGGUUCAAGGAGCUCAGGAGCAGGCAGGUAGUUCAGAUCCGGCUCUGGACGGCACCAAGCAGCUGGUAACUGACAAGCUGCAGGACGCGAACCACAGAUACACAACACUACACACCAAGUCGACAGAGCUGGGCGGCCGUCUGUCCGGCCUGUUGGAGCGAUACCAGCAGUACCAGGACGAGGUCGUCUCCCUCCACUCGUGGCUCAGCACUCAGGAACAGAACCAAAGCAUCGCCAAGCCUAGUGGGGAGACGGACCCACAGAACCUGCAGAACACACUACGACAAGUACAGCUGCUUCAGGACGAGCUGGCCGAGCGCUCGGUGCAGCUGGAGAAGGUGAAGAGGGCAGGAAGAGACCUGGUCAGCACAGACGAGUCUCCCUCUCUGAAAGCUGUUGACAUCCUCUGUGCUGCAGACGGUUUAGAGAAGAGAUUCGGCUCGUUGUCUACGUCCGUCUCAGAACGGGCCGAGCAGCUGCAGACAGCUGUAGCCCAGUCGGUCAGCGUCCAGGAGGGUCUGAAGGGGCUGCUGAGCUGGCUGGACAAACUGGUUCUGAACCCCGGACCAGUUGAGCCCACUGCACAGGCUGUACAAGACGCUCUGACCCAGAACCAGAAACUUCGACAGGAGCUGCUGUCCAGGCAGGGCAGCGUGGAGGCAACACGAGACUCCAUUUCCAAACUCCUUCAGAGCUCCGACGCCUCCACAGCUUCAGGCCUGCAGGGCAGCUUAGAUGAACUGACUCAGCGCUACACUGCAGCUCAGGCCAGCCAGGCUGAGAGGGAGGCCGAGCUCAAAGGGCUGCUGCCCAGGCUGGAGAACUACGAGAGGCUGGGCACCGACCUCCAGGUGUUUACCCAGAGCCGACUGAAGGCCCUGAGCCCUGUGGGACAACCGGACCGCAGCGUGGACGACUACAGGCAGACUGUCGAGGAGGUCAGAUCUGAGCUGGAGCAGGAGGCUGGUCAGCUGAAGUCCUUCUGCAACAUCGGCACUGAGCUCAGCCAAUCAAAAGCCUUCAGCAACACUCAAAGCUUAUUGGACAAAGUCAAAGGGGUGACGGAUGAGUUCACCCAGCUGGAAGAAAAUGUCAACGAAAGGUUUGCUGCCAUUCAGGCCUGUGAGCAGCAGCUGCUGCAGUUCCGCGGCCUCUCUGGCUCCCUCGCCAGGUGGCUUCAGACUGCACAGGACCAGCUGCCCUCCAAGGAGGCCAACCUCAACACUGAGGGCCUGCAGAGAAGAGUGCAGCAGCUCAAGGACUUGUUGAACGACUGGGAGUCGCAGGGAUCCAGAGUUCAAGAGUUGAACAAGUCGGGCUCUGAGCUGGAGUCCCUCAUCAUCGACAUCACCGCCCCUCAGACCAAAACCGGUGCUCCUCAAAUCAAUGGCUCAGCAGGUCCCAGCAGUGUCAAUGGCAUUCACACCUGUAAAGACCUGACAGAGCUCCAGGUAGCGGUGUCUGACGUGAACGGUCGAUACGACUCUCUGGGCGGAGAGUUAAAGGAGCGUCUCGGUCGGCAGCAGGCCUCACUGGAGCUCCGGCAGAAGGCCAGGCAGGGCGCUGAGGAGCUCAAGACCUGGCUGACCGACAGAGAACAAAGCCUGAAGCAGGGGCAGACGGCCUCCCCUUCCAAACCCGAGGCUGUGCGCGCUCAGGCCCAAGAGAACAAGGCCUUGCUGUCGGAGCUGUCUGAACACUCCGGGAAGGUGGAAGAGCUGAAGAGCACACUGAGGAAACUGAUUGCAGACAACCCUGAUUCUCCAGAAGCAGACAGCUGGAGACAACAGCUGCAGGAGAUAGACUCCCGCUGGCAAACAGCCAAUCAGACGGCAGCUCAGAGACAGACUGAGCUGGAGACGUGUGCUGAUAGGCUGGGAAGCUUUGCCUCAGCGGCCAAUCAGCUGGGCCCAUGGCUCAGGGAGAAGGAGCUGAUGAUGAGCGUGUUGGGACCUCUGAGCAUCGACCCCAACAUGCUCAACACACAGAAACAACAAGUACAGUUCAUGCUGCGUGAGUUUGAGACCCGGCGGCCCCAGUUCGACCAGCUCACCCAGUCUGCUGAGGGCAUCCUCUCCCAGACCGGCGACUCUGCUCAGGAUCCCAAGGACCUGGCGGAGGUGCGAACUGAACUGGGCUCCAUCUCCCAGCAGUGGGAGGAUCUGACACAGAAACUGACUCAGAGGUCAAACCACAUCGAUCAGGCCCAAGGAACCAGCGAGCGCUACCAGGCUUUGCUCAGAGAACUCUCCUCCAGUGCUUCUGCUCUGAGCGAAAGGUUAGAUGCUCAGGCCUCGCUGAGCGCUCAGCCCGAGGCGCUGAAACGUCGCCUGCAGGAAACCGGAGAGAUCCGCUCGGAGCUGGAGAGGAGGCGGACUGAGCUCUCCGAGGCCGAGAGGCUCUGCCAGGAGCUGAGCACCAUCGUGGCCGAACCCUACCUGAAGGAGGAGCUGAACAAACGACUGGAGAGCGUCAGCGGGCCGCUCAGGAGUUUGGAGGAACGUGCAGCUGAUGGCCUGUCUCAGCUGCAGGCCGCCCUGUCGUCCACCCAGCAGUUCCAGCAGAUGUUUGAGGAGUUGCGCUCUUGGCUUGACAGGCAGGCGGAUCCCAGAGAAUCAUCCAGCGUCUCCCUGCCCUGUCGGCCGGAGGCGAUCCGCUCGCUGCUGGCGCAGACAGAUGAGCUCCAGCGUGGGAUUGCCAGCCAGCGAGGUUCCUACGAGCUGAUCCAGGCGGAAGGAGCAUCGCUGCUCGCUGCUCUGCCGGCAGGCGGAGACGAGCGCUCGGCCCUGCAGUCCCGCCUGGCCUCCCUGCGACAGGACUGGGAGGGGCUGAACCACCGGAUCUCAGACCGAGAGGCCAGACUGAAGACCACACUGAGCAAAGCUGAAACUUACCAGCAGCACAAGGCCGAGCUGACGCCGUGGUUGGCAGAUUGUGAGGAGAAAGAUGGAGAGAUCCAGCCGUCCUUGGAUUCAUCUGCUCUGGAUGAAGCCCUGCAGAAAGCCAGAGGUUUGUCCCUGGACUUGGAGAGACGACAGCCUCUACUUGAGGCUUUUAACACUUCAGCUGAUCAGCUGCUGGAGCAGUGCUGCAUCGGGGAGGAGGAGGUACGUGAUGAGAAGGCCCAGCUGAACCGCAGGGUGGACGGACUCGGCGAAAGGCUCCACAACCGAACCUCUCAGCUGGAGGAGCUGGCCGGCCGCCUGAAGGAGUUUGAAGAAGGCCGACAAGCUGUGGAGAGGAGGCUGGAGGCUGCCAAGCACCAGAUUGAAGUUCAGGAGGCUCUAGGGCCUCAGGCGUGCAGUGCUAAAAGCCUGGAGAGGCUGAGGAGUCAGCAGGAGAGUCUGAGGUCUCUGCAGCCUCAGGUGGUUUACCUCAGAGAUCUGGCCCAGGGGCUGGUGCAGGAUGCACCCCAGACACCAGGUGGCAGAACCGAGGGGGCACAGAGACUCCAGGACCAGGCCAAAGACACAGAGAAAGAGUAUGACGGCGUUACUGACAAGAUCGAGCAGUGCUGCUCCUCCCUGGAGUCUCGGCUGCAGGGCGUCGGCGAAGUCCAGGCUCACGUUCGAGACGUCUUCUCUCGCCUCGCCGACCUUGAUGAUGAACUGGACUCCCUCAGUCCUGUUGGACGGGAUGCAGACUCUCUGGCCUCUCAGGCCGACGCCCUGAAGGGCUUCCUCUCCCGCCUGGCCAGCCUCAGGACCGAGCUGGAGAGCCAUGCGACCGAGUGCACCACCAUGCUGCGACGAGAAGGCUCCUCGCCUGACCUCCUGGCUCUCCGGAGGGAGACAGAGGCUUUGAGCCGCCAGGCCGGCAAGCUGAGCGAGCGCGGUCAGGCCAGAUUGGACCAGAUCGAGGAUGCUGCAGACAGGGUUCGGGAUUUCUACAGGCUGGUGGCUGAGCUGCAAGGCCUGCUGGGAAGAGCAGAAGAGGGGCUGAACGCUCAGGGCCUGGUGGGCACUGAGGUGGAGAUGAUCAAGCAGCAGCUGCAGGAGUUCAAGGCCGUGGAGAGAGAGCAGGUAGACAGCAUUCAACCAAAGCUGCAGCACGUCAACGCAGUGGGUCAGGGUCUGAUCCAGAGCGCCGCCAAACACACCGACACCCAGGCGCUGGAGCACGACCUGGAGACCACCAACCUCCGAUGGAACUCACUCAACAAACGGGUGGCCGAGCGGAUCGCACAGCUGCAGGAGGCCCUGCUGCAUUGUGGGAAAUUCCAGGAUGCUCUGGAGCCUCUGCUCAGCUGGCUGAACGACACGGAGGAGCUGGUGGCCAAUCAGAAGCCGCCGUCCGCCGAGUACCGCGUGGUCAAGGCCCAGAUCCAGGAGCAAAAGCUGCUCCAGAGAUUGUUGGAUGACCGCAGGCCGACGGUGGAGAUGAUCCGGGCCGAAGGAGAGAGAAUCGCCACCACGGCAGACACUCAGGACCGAGAGAAGAUCCAGACACAGCUGCAGAGUCUAGCAGAGAGAUGGACCGACCUGCUGGACAAGGCCGGCGGCAGGCAAAGGCAGUUGGAGGAGCUGCAGGUUUUGGCUCUUCAAUUCCACGAAGCCCUGGAGCCGCUGGGCGAAUGGCUGAGCGCCACCGAGAGACGCCUGAGCUCCGCCGAGCCGAUGGGAACCCAGACGGCCAAGAUCACCCAGCAGAUCGUCAAGCACAAGGCGCUCCAAGAUGACGUUUCCUCCCGAGAAGCUGAGGUCGACCACCUCGAGUCUCUCAGCCAAUCGCUGACGCCGCUCAGCUGUGCGGCCGAUCAGGAUUGGUUGAGCGAGCGGGUGGGGGCGGUGAGGUCGGGUCACUCGGAGCUCGCCGAUUGGUGCUCGAGGCGGGCGGGUCUGCUGGAGCAGGCGCUGGCCAACGCUCAGCUGUUUGGGGAAGACGAGGUAGAGGUGCUGAACUGGCUGGCCGAGGUGGCUCAAAGGCUGGCUCAGGUCUCCGUCCAGAGCUACCAGCCUCAGCUGCUGGCCGAGCAGCACAAACACUUUCUGUCUCUGAAUGAAGAGAUCUUGAGCAGAAAGAAAACUGUGGAUCAGGCCAUCAAGAACGGACAAGCUUUACUCAAACAGACCACAGGUGAGGAAGUCCUCCUGAUCCAGGAGAAGCUGGAUGGCAUCAAGUCUCGCUACGCUGAGAUGACGGCCGGCAGCAGCAAGGCCCUCCGCACCCUGGAGCAGGCCCUGCAGCUGGCCACGCGAUUCGCCAGCGCCCACGACGACCUCAACCAGUGGCUGGACGGCGUGGAGGCGGAGCUUAACAACGUGGAGCCCGACGCCACGCCUGCCUACCAGGAGAGACAGAAGGAGCUGAAGAAAGUGUCAGCAGAGAAGCGUCUGGUGUUGGACACGGUGAACGAGGUGGGCAGCGCCUUGCUGGAUCUGGUACCAUGGCGAGCCCGCGAAGGCCUGGACCGCCUGGUCGCAGACGGCAACCAGCGCUACCGCCAGGCUGAUGACACCAUCACUCAGCGGGUGCAGCUGGUACAAGCCGCCAUCCAGAGGUCACAACAGUACGAGGAGGCUGUGGAUGCAGAACUCGCCUGGGUUGGGGAGACGGAGCGCAAGUUGGCGUCUCUGGGGCCCCUGAGCCUGGAGCCUGACGUCACCGUGGCUCAGCUGCAAGUGCAGAGAGCGUUCAACAUCGACAUCAUCCGACACAAAGACACCGUGGAUCAGCUCCUCAACACCAGAGACGACAUCCUGGAAACCUGCAGCGACGCUCAGAAGGACGCUCUGAUGGUGAAGACAGAUUCUCUGAGUGCUCGUUAUGAUGCUGUGAGUCAGAACCACAGCGAGCGGUUCUCAGCUCUGGAGCAGGCCCAGGUUCUGGUGGCUCGGUUCUGGGAGACCUACGAGGAGCUCGAGCCCUGGUUGGGUGAGACUGAAACCCUCAUCACCCAGCUGCCACCACCGGCUAUCGACACCGACGCUCUCCGCCUGCAGCAGGACCAGAUGAGGCUGCUCAGGGAGUCCAUUGCAGAGCACAAACCCCACAUCGACAAGCUGCUGAAGAUCGGACCUCAGCUGGCCGAGCUCAGCCUCCACGAGGGAGCGACGGUGAUGCAGCGCUACACCGACGCCGAGAGACGAUACCUCGCCAUCAAAGAGGACGUCAAAGGUCGCGCUACUGCUCUAGACGAGGCGGUGUCUCAGUCUGCUCAGCUGGUGGAGUUCCACGACAAGAUGGACCCGCUGUUGGAGACCCUGGAGGGGGCGGUGCAGCGGCUGCGGCAGCCUCCUCCGGUGGCAGCAGAGGUGGAGAAGAUCAGGGAGCAGCUGGCAGAGCACCGAGCCCAGGGGCUGGAGCUGGACAAACUGCUGCCCAGCUUCUCCGCCCUCUGCGCCCGAGGAGAAGAGCUCAUCGGCAGGGCGGCUCACGACGAUCCUGCUGCUCAGGCUGUUCGUUCUCGCCUCCUGCGCCUCCGUUCUCUGUGGGAUGAGAUCCGGCAGCGAGCCGAGGAGCGGGAGGGAAAGCUGAACGACGUGUUGGACCUGGCCGGGAAAUUCUGGGCCGACGUGGCGGCGCUACUGAGCACGCUCCGAGACUCCCAGGACAUUGUGAAGGAGCUGGAGGACCCCGGGGUUGACCCAUCGCUCAUCAAACAGCAGAUUGAGGCUGCAGAGGCCAUCAAGGCGGAAACAGACGGCCUGAGGGAGGAGCUGGAGUUUGUCAGGACCCUCGGAGCCGACCUCAUCUUUGCCUGCGGAGAAACUGAGAAACCUGAAGUCAAGAAGACCAUAGAUGAGAUGAACGCUGCCUGGGAAGGCCUGAACCGGACAUGGAGGGAGAGGAUGGAGAGACUGGAGGAGGCCAUGACUGCUUCUGUUCAGUAUCAGGAUGCGCUGCAGUCUAUGUUUGAUUACUUGGACAACGCUGUGAUCAAACUGUGCGACAUGUCGACCGUGGGAACCGACCUGGGAACUGUCAAGCAGCAGAUUGAAGAGCUCAAGCAGUACAAGGUGGAGGUUUACCAGCAGCAGAUCGACAUGGAGAAGCUGUGCCACCAGGGGGAGCUGCUGCUGAAGAAAGUGUCCGACCAGACGGACCGGGACAUGAUCCAGGAACCGCUGACCGAACUCAGACACCUCUGGGACAACCUGGGGGACAAAAUCACCCAAAGACAGCACAAGCUGGAGGCUGCCCUGCUGGCCCUGGGUCAGUUCCAACACGCCCUGUCGGAGCUGCAGGCCUGGCUGAGCCACACUCACACCACUCUGGACACACAGCGACCCGUCAGCUCCGACCCGAAGGCCAUCGAGAUCGAGCUGGCCAAACAUCACGUUUUGCGUAAUGACGUGCUGUCCCAUCAUGCAACGGUGGAGACGGUGAACAGUGCCGGCGCCGAGCUGCUGGAGUCGUCUCCCGGCGACGAGGCCAGUCACCUGAGAGAUCAGCUGGAUAAGCUCAACCAGAGCUGGGAGAGUCUGCUACUCAAGACCAAGGAGAGGCAGAAACUCCUGGAGGCCGCCCUGCAGCAGGCUGAAGGUUUCCAUGGCGAGUUGGAGGAGUUUCUCCAGUGGUUGAGGAGGACGGAGAGCCAGCUGUCUGCUGCCAAACCCACCGGAGGUUUACCUGAAACAGCCAGAGAGCAGCUACAGCAGCACAUGGAGCUUCAGGCGCAGCUGACUCAGCGAGCGGAGCAGUACCAUCGUCUGCUAGAUCAAGGAGAGUCCAUGCUGCUGGCCCGUGGAGGAGAGGAGGCCGGACCUGGUACCACCCAGACCCAGCAGAACCUGGGCAUGCUGCAGAACAAGUGGGGCAGCCUCAACACCAAGAUGGACGACCGCAGGGGAAAACUGGAAGAGGCCGUUUCCUUGGCGACAGGCUUCCAGACUUCUCUGCAGGACACCAUCAACUGGCUAACGCAGGCUGAACAGACCCUGAACAUGGCUCAGCCCCCCAGCCUCAUACUGGACACUGUCCUCUUCCAGAUUGACGAGCACAAGGUGUUUGUGAACGAGGUGAACACCCACAGAGAGCAGGUCCUGGCUCUGGAGAAGGCCGGCUCUCAGCUUCGCUUCGCCAGCCUGAAGCAGGACGUGGUACUCAUCAAGAAUCUGCUGCUCAGCGUUCAGGCCCGCUGGGACAAGCUGGUCCAGAGGUCCCUGGACCGAGGCCGACAUCUGGACGAGGCCCGCAAACGAGCCAAACAGUUCCACGAGGCCUGGAGGAAGUUGACCGACUGGCUGGAAGAAGCUGAGAAAAGACUGGACUCAGAGCUGGAGAUCUCCAAUGAGCCAGACAAGAUCAAAGUACAACUGGCCAAGCACAAGGAGUUUCAGAAGGCGCUGGGAUCAAAGCAGCCUGUUUACGACACCACGGUGAGGUCUGGGAAGGCCAUGAGGGACAAAGCUCAGCUGCCUGCAGACACCCAGAAACUGGAUCAUCUGGUUGGAGAAGUUCGAGACAAGUGGGACACCGUCUGCGGCAAGAGCGUGGAGAGACAACACAAGCUGGAGGAGGCUCUGCUGUUUUCAGGCCAGUUUGCUGAAGCUCUUCAGGCUUUGGUGGACUGGUUGUACAGAGUGGAGCCUCAGCUGGCAGAAGACCAGCCAGUCCAUGGAGACCUGGAUCUGGUGUCCAACCUCAUGGACUCACAUAAGGCUUUCCAAAAAGAACUGGGAAAGAGAACCAGCAGCGUUCAGGCUCUGAAGCGUUCGGCUCGGGAGCUGAUGGAGACCGGCCGCGACGACACUGCGUGGGUCAAAGUUCAGCUUCAGGAGCUCAGCAACCGCUGGGACACAGUGUGCGCCCUGUCAGUCACCAAGCAGACCCGCCUCCAGCAGGCCCUCAAGCAGGCGGAGGAGUUUCGUACGGCGGUGCAGGUGCUCCUGGAGUGGCUGUCGGAGGCAGAGCAGACGCUCCGUUUCCGCGGUGUCCUUCCUGAAGAGGCGGAGACUCUGCAGGCGCUGCUGCACACACAUCGAGACUUCAUGGGCACCGUGGAGGAGAAGAGGGCCGACGUGAACAAGGCUGCUGGCAUGGGAGAGGGCAUCCUGACCAUGUGUCACGCUGACUCCAUCACCACCAUCAAACACUGGAUCACCAUCAUCAGGGCGCGCUUUGAGGAGGUGCUGACUUGGGCCAAACAGCACGAGCAGCGCCUGGAGACGGCUCUGACCGAAGUGCUGAACAAUGCCAACCUGCUGGAGGAGCUGUUGUCAUGGCUACAGUGGGCUGAGACCACAUUGGUCCAAAGAGACACUGAGCCGCUUCCUCAGGACAUCCCACAACUCAAGACACUGAUCACAGAGCACCAGAUGUUUAUGGAGGAGAUGACGAGGAAGCAGCCGGACGUCGACAAAGUCACAAAAACCUACAAAAGAAAACCAGCCGAGCCUCCCAGCAGCCUGGCUGAGAGGAGAGGAGCUCGCAAACACCAGCAACAACAACAACAGCAGCAGCAGCAGGCAGCCAUGCAGGUUUCUGGAGGAAACCCUCGACUCAACCAGCUCUGUGCCAGGUGGCAGCAGGUGUGGCUGCUGGCUCUCGACCGCCAGCGUAAGCUCAACGACGCUCUGGACCGGUUGGAAGAGCUCAAGGAGUUUGCCAACUUCGACUUUGACGUGUGGAGGAAGAAGUACAUGCGCUGGAUGAACCACAAGAAGUCUCGCGUCAUGGAUUUCUUCAGACGCAUCGACAAGGACCAAGAUGGAAAGAUCACGCGGCAGGAGUUCAUCGACGGCAUCUUGGCCUCCAAGUUCCCAACUAGUAAGCUGGAGAUGACGGCUGUGGCGGACAUCUUUGACAGAGACGGAGACGGUUACAUCGACUACUACGAGUUUGUUGCUGCUCUGCACCCCAACAAGGACGCCUACAGACCGACCACUGACGCUGACAAGAUCGAGGAUGAGGUCACUCGGCAGGUGGCUCAGUGUAAAUGUGCCAAGAGGUUCCAGGUGGAGCAGAUAGGAGAGAACAAGUACCGGUUCUUCCUCGGAAACCAGUUCGGCGACUCUCAGCAGCUUCGUCUGGUGAGGAUUUUGCGCAGCACGGUGAUGGUGAGAGUCGGAGGAGGCUGGAUGGCUCUAGACGAGUUUCUGGUGAAGAAUGAUCCAUGCAGAGUGCAACAUCCAGGACUUAAGAUUCUUCGCUCCGAUUCCAGUAGCUCCAUCUCAUCUCGUAUAGUGACAGUCACUCCUGGCUAUUUCUGCUGCCGAGCUCGCGGUCGCACCAACCUGGAGCUCCGGGAGAAGUUCAUCCUUCCUGAAGGAGCCUCUCAGGGUCUGGCUGCCUUCCGAUCCCGAGGCCGCCGCUCCAAGCCCGGCUCUCGGAACGCCUCCCCGACCCGAUCCUCGUCCUCGGCCUCCCACAGCGGCGCCUCUCUGCCCUCUGCUCCCUCUGCCCCCGCCACCCCGACGGCCUCAGCUUCAUCCAGGUCCUCCCAUACUCACUCACGUGACUAUGCCAAGCCCUGGCUGGCACACAGUAAAACUCCAACGCCAACCAAGUGCCACUGCUGCCCAGAUCUCGGUCACAGCCUCGCCACUCCUGGGCACGAGGGGGCAGCGUCCGGCUCCAAGCUAAAGCGGCCGACCUUCCACUCGAGUCGAGGCUCGCUGACCGGAGAGAACGGAGGAACGACACACACCAGCAAACCAUCACGGACUGAUCCAAAGCGAGCGGCGUCCACAGCCAGCGGUCCGACCAGCCGAGCCGGCAGCCGAGCCGGCAGCAGGGCCAGCAGCCGGCGGGGCAGCGACGCCUCGGACGCCUCGGAGCUGCAGGACGCCCGCUCGGUCUGCUCGGACACCUCGGACACCCCGAGACGGCCGGGCGGAGGGGCCAAGCCCUCCAAGAUCCCCACCAUCUCCAAGAAGGCCCCCAGCCCGAAGACCCCGGGGUCGGCCAAGAAAUAAACCCAGCAGAGGAGCCGGAGCAGCAGCGACACCUCCGACCUGAACCUCCAUCCAUAGGGCUCGUACUGAAUCUGUGCACUAUGACUGAUAUUUAACAGGGAAAGAAGGAGAAGCCGAGCAAAUCUCCUUCUCAGUCUUUCCCUGAUCUCCUGAACCGACUGAGAACCUGCACAAGAGGAGAAGAGUUGAGUCUUCGGGGUCGGCGACGACGUUCCCCCUUUAAGAAGUGACCCCAGUUUGCCUUCCAGCCUCCUGCUCCGAACAGCGACCGCCUCGACGUGAUGCUGCCUUACUUCACUCUUCUGUCCUGAUCCGACAGUCUUUAAACUGCUUUAUACCACACAAACACACACUUUAAACCCAGCAGGCGGAGCAGGGAGCGGGACACGCCACCACCACGGCUGCAAAAACACAGAAACGAAGAAGCUCAAACAACAUUCAGGAAAAAAAAAGAAAAAAAAAAGAAUUGUGGGUUUUUAUUUUGGCUUGUGGGCCAGAUGCCUCAGCGAUGAGUUAAAAAAGAAAAUAUGCAACGACUGCCAUGUCGCUUCUCCCGGACAGAAACAUCUCCAGAGGCAGCGUGUGGAGACGCUGCAGAGGACCGGCGGCGGCGGCGGCGGCGGACAAACACUCACACACUGAAACACCGCAGCAGACUCCUCCGACCGCCGGAACGCCAAGAUCGGCCUCCUGUGUGCAUUUCAGCGAAGGGCGGUGUGGUUUCGUCACAUGCCGGCGUAACAAUCCGACACACAAACAUCACAAACUGGCAAUAGACAGGACUAUUUUUACGGCGACACACUCAACUAACAGCACAUUACUGACAAUAUACGACACGUGUAACCUGAUGUUAGCGUCCGCAGAGCUCGACAACCAGCAUGCACUAACUGUCUGCAGCUCCACCUUAACCUACUGUGUUGCCCCUAGCAACCCAGCAGCGCACACACACACACACACUCUCUCUAUGACACACUGUGGUGUGUAUCGUGUGUGUCUUUGUUACAGGAAACAAUAGAGGUCAUUGACUUGAGUCACUGUAUGCAAAACUUUAAUUUGCGAAUGUCAUUUUUGUUUUUUUUGUUUUUUUUCUUCUCGUUGUUUUCUGGUUAAUUUAUAAUCCAGUUUUUGUUUUCUAGCUUUGAAAGAAAGAUCUAUUUAUUUUCAUGUCAUAUCACCGUUCAGCAGAGAGUGAUUUAGUAUUAUGGUUAAAGAAAUUGUGAUUUUUGUACCGAGAAGAUUUCCACUCCGCUCUUUUUUGACAUGAUCUGUGUGUAAACGUGUGUUUCUACUCCAUUGUAACAUGACAUUAUUCACUAGGUCGCCUUGUUUGUUAAAGUUUCUUUAAUGCUAAUGACUACGAUUUCCUGACCACGACCAAAGGGGUUUGCCCUUCAUGUGUAGACAGAGAACUACAAAUAUGAAUGACAGGAGGGCUGGGCGGAGCGGACCAAUCAGAGUGGGUCUUCUUCCCCGGCGUCUCUUCUUCUAGGCUUUUUUUCAAAUGUCCCGUCGCUGGCGGGGCCGAGUUGUCUCUGUGUUAUCUCAGUGUAAGAGAUGAAGUUUAUGAAAACUAAUGACAUUACAGUAAGAAAGAAGACAUCUUAAGGUGAUUUUUAUUUAUUUAUUGUCUCUGAGGGGGGAUUCGGGCGCAGGAGACGAGUCGCCACCUUCUGAUGCUGUGUGAUGAUGGAGGGAGGGAGGGAGGCGUCACCACGAGUCACUUGUGUAAAAGUAAAAUGAAAAAAAGAAAAAAAAAACUAAAAUUAUAAACAAUUUUUUUGUUCUGUUUUUGUAUUAAAAAUAUGCUUGCAGUAAAACUUUC
Molecule: messenger RNA, 18625 nt
Organism: Stegastes partitus (bicolor damselfish)
Lineage: Eukaryota; Metazoa; Chordata; Actinopteri; Pomacentridae
Gene: macf1a
Product: microtubule actin crosslinking factor 1a
Exons: 90
Biological process (GO): intermediate filament cytoskeleton organization; regulation of focal adhesion assembly; wound healing
Cellular component (GO): actin cytoskeleton; microtubule; intermediate filament
Molecular function (GO): cadherin binding; microtubule binding; structural molecule activity
Source: RefSeq, a predicted model, not a curated record